UGGGCAAUGCGCAACGCGGCUUUUGCCUGAUGCACUGACUAAAGCAGGCUAAAGUCACAUUUAGUGUUCGGACUGACAUCGUCAAGAUAGUCCGCACCUUAUUUCGAAAAAUCAAAAAAAUUUAAAAUACUAAAAAAUAAUUAGAAAAAAAUAUUUAUAGAAAAAAUUUUUUCACUAUUUUAUUACUCAAUUAAAAUCUAAAAAAAAAAUAAUUCAAGUAAAAUUAAAUAAUGAUUGGAUUCUUUGUGAAGUGAAAAGUAAAAAAAAUAAAAAACUCCUGAUGGCCAUUUAUAAUAAUAAAAUUUAAAUGAAUAUUUUAAAAAUUUUGUAAUAAUAAUAAUAUAAAUUAUUAUUAUUAUUUAUUUCUUUGGUACGUUCCUCGUCACCAGCCAAUGUAACUCGGCAUACUUGGAAGUCAACUUUCUCCUCGUGUCGCCGCGAAAUAAUUGAAAAAAUUUAUUCAAGGAGAUAUCGUAACACUAAACGAAUUUAAUCAUAAUUUUGGCAAAAAAAUUUUUCAUAUUAUUAUUUAUUUAUAUUAAUUCUUUAUAAUAUUAUUAUUAUUUUUAAAUUAAAAUUAUUAACUCGAGUGACAUAAAAGUAUAAUUUUAUAUAAAAAAAUAUAGGACACAAGAAACUUUGAUAUAAUAUUUUUAUUUGUGGUUGAAUGAAUUAGGUAAUAGACUAAAUUUACAAGUGAAUAAUAGUGAUUUAACCAAAGAACAUACAAUAGAAAAAAAAAUUUAAAAUGAGGGUUAACCGUGGAAUUUGUGCUAAACUGCAGGGAGGAUUUCUCAGGCGAUGGUGGGCAGCUGUUGGUGCUGGUGUAUUAAUGAUAAUAAUUGCAGCAGUUGUUGCAGCAUUAUUUCCAAAUAUAAUGGAGUUAAUAAUAAAUCAUGAGGUUGUGUUGAAGGAUGGUGGUCGUGCUUAUGGAUGGUGGCAAGCACCACCAGUUACACCACAUAUGAAUAUUUAUAUUUACAAUGUUACAAAUGCCGAUGAAUUUUUAAAUAACGGUGAUAAACCAAUAUUACAAGAACUUGGUCCAUAUGUUUAUCUACAAAAAUGGGAUAAAACAAAUAUUACAUUCAAUGAAAAUGGAACAGUUACUUAUAAUUUAAGAAAAAGAUUUUAUUUUUCUGAGGAACUUUCAGCUGGAUCUGAAGAUGAUCUAGUUGUGGUACCAAAUGUGCCAAUGUUAUCAGCGACCACUCAAUCACGUCAUGCUGCUAGAUUUUUGCGUCUUGCAAUGGCAUCAAUAAUGGAUAUAUUAAAAAUAAAACCAUUUGUUGAAGUAUCAAUUGGACAAUUAUUAUGGGGUUAUGAUGAUCCAUUGUUAAAGCUAGCUAAAGAUGUUGUACCUAAAGAACAAAAAUUACCAUAUGAUCAAUUUGGUUUAUUUUAUGGUAAAAAUGGUACACAUCCAGAUGUUUAUACAAUAUUUACUGGUGUUGAUGAUAUUACAAAAUAUGGUAUGAUGGAUAGAUGGAAUGGUAAAGAUGGUCUUGGACAUUGGACAACAAAAGUUUGUGAUAAUAUUCUUGGUGGUGAUGGUAGUAUAUUUCCACCACAUAUUAACAAACAAAAAGUACUCAAGGUCUUUGACAAGGAUCUUUGUAGAACUCUUCCACUUGUGUUCAAGGAAGAAGUUAUGACUGCAAAUGAUGUACCUGGUUGGAGAUUUACACCACCAAGCGAUGUAUUUGCAAGUGUUGAUGAAAAAUCAGAACAAAUUUGUUUCUGUCCAGCUGGUCCACCAUGUGCACCAUCCGGAACAUUUAAUGCAUCAGCAUGUCAAUAUGAAUCUCCAAUUUUACUAAGUUUUCCUCACUUUUAUUUAGCUGAUCCAUCACUACGUGAAGCAGUGAUUGGUAUAUCACCACCAGAAGCUGAAAAACAUCAAUUAUUUAUUGAUAUUCAACCAUUAAUGGGAACAGCAUUGAGAGCUAGAGCAAGAGUCCAAAUAAAUUUAGCUGUUAGUCAAGUGAAGGACAUCAAACAAGUUGCCUCAUUUCCAGAUAUUGUUUUUCCCAUAAUGUGGUUUGAAGACGGUGUAGAUGGUCUACCAGAAAAAAUGACAUCAUUAUUAAAGCUAGCUGUUGAGGUACCACCUGUUGCAAGAGUUGCAAUAUCAAUUGGUCUUGGUGCUGGUGGACUUAUUGUUCUCAUUGGUGCACUAUUUUGUCUUGCAAGAGCAGCAAGACGUCAAGAAAAACUUCAUCUAAGCAAUCCAUUACCACCUGGUGCAUCGAAAAAACAGGGAAAUCUUAAUCAUGCUUUUCAUGGCUCUGAAAAAUAAAUAUUUAAUUGUUGUUACUGUUUUUUUUUUUUUUUUGUUCUUUUUAAUUAUAAUAAUAUCAUCCAACUGUCGAAAUUUUUUUGACUUCUAAAAAAGCUCCUAAAAUUUAAUAGAAUGAAUGACAAAUUUAAUUAGUUGAGCAAGUUUCUUAAGGUUAAUUUUUUUUUUUGUAUUAUUUAUUUAUUUUUUUCUUUUCUAAAUUUGAAUUAUUACGAGUGUUGCAGAUGAGCCAAUUGUUUUGCGAAAUAAUAUUUGUAAUAAUCGUGGGAAAAGUGAGUGGCUUGUAUAAAAAUUAUAGAUGGACUCAAAGAGGGAAAAGUAAGGGGAAAAAAAAAUAUGAAAGCAAAAGAAAGGGAAUAAUAAUUUUCAUCCUCAAUGGAUUUUAUUUCUUUAUUUUUAUUUUUUUUCAGCAAAAAAUAAACAAAAAUUAGUGAAGAAAUAUUUGCAAAUAAGUUUCAUCUUCUUUGAUGGUAAGAUCAUUAAUCGUAGUGGGUCGAGGUCGACAGAUAAAACACAUAUCUACAUAGG
Messenger RNA from Aphidius gifuensis, 2827 nucleotides. It is a transcript of the gene emp, whose product is annotated as scavenger receptor class B member 1. NCBI's taxonomy places the organism in Eukaryota, Metazoa, Arthropoda, Insecta, Hymenoptera, Braconidae. Gene Ontology annotation, cellular component: cytoplasm; membrane. Gene Ontology annotation, molecular function: scavenger receptor activity. The record is from RefSeq and is a predicted model, not a curated record. Bases 749 to 2299 code for a protein of 516 amino acids. The transcript is spliced from 6 exons.